This is a messenger RNA of Cephus cinctus (wheat stem sawfly), 765 nucleotides long. RefSeq lists its product as uncharacterized. NCBI's taxonomy places the organism in Eukaryota, Metazoa, Arthropoda, Insecta, Hymenoptera, Cephidae. The coding region runs from base 114 to 443 and encodes 109 amino acids. The record is from RefSeq and is a predicted model, not a curated record. The transcript has 5 exons.
CAAAAUUGACGACGGCGUCGAGAUAACCGGAAGUGACAGAAUGGACGUUACUUGGACCACGUAAGUCCCAUUGUGGAUGAACCAGCGAUUUUAACCACAGCCGGGCGAAGGGGAUGAAAUUAUUUGAAGUUCUAGAAAAAAUAGGAUUCCCUACUAUGGAAGCUGGUAGAGCAAAAGAGCGACGUAAGAACAGAGCACGAAAACGGCAAGUGUUGCAGCUGCAGUUGCUCAUCUACAUGACGGAGCCAAUAUCCAUGCUGCAAGCACAAUUGUAUCAGCUCGAGAAGCUUCCUCUUACGAUGGAGUCCAGAGGGCCAACAACCACAACACGUUCAACGGCAGAGAGGAAACAGGAUUGGAAUUCCUAUGUGGACCGGAAAGAGGUAGAAAGAGAUAUGCUAUCACACCUCGGAACCCUGAAGCUAAAGGAUUUAACACUUUAGGCCAACUUUGAAGGCAGGUAAGGAUUGACUGCUUUUAGCAAUAGACCAGAUAAGGACACAGGAGCGAGAAAUAAACGUUUCCUCCUUUUUCCAUACAUUCACCGGGAAUUUCUCCCGUGCUUUAUCUCCUGUUCAUCCUCAUGCACGUCUGCUCACACGUUUUCCUGUACAUUUUCCUGGACAUGGGAGGAAUUCCUCGCCGUGAUAUUUGAAGCAGAGAUGUCCCAUGGUUCUGUGUUUGGCAGUUUUUGUCCAGUCAUAAAGUGACAGCGCAGUCAGAGAUAAGUAGGGAGAUGCAUAACGCUACGGUUUUAGGCGAUAA